Molecule: messenger RNA, 1113 nt
Organism: Lontra canadensis (Northern American river otter)
Lineage: Eukaryota; Metazoa; Chordata; Mammalia; Carnivora; Mustelidae
Gene: BID
Product: BH3 interacting domain death agonist
Exons: 6
Coding region: 255-842 (195 amino acids)
Biological process (GO): apoptotic mitochondrial changes; positive regulation of release of cytochrome c from mitochondria; positive regulation of intrinsic apoptotic signaling pathway
Cellular component (GO): mitochondrion; cytoplasm; cytosol
Source: RefSeq, a predicted model, not a curated record
GGGUGUCGGGAUCACCGUGGAGAUCCUGGCAAAGCUUCGUGCCUGGGCUUCUGCCUGGUCUGAAUGGGCUCCCAAGUCCGAGCUUAAUAAGCUCCCGCCAAGCUGCUGGCUGUGAAGACCAGCAGGGCGGGUCAGCAGUUGCCUUAUAUGCUCCCGUGCUUAACAAAGUGCCUUUCUUCAGAGUUAGGAAAGCUGCUGACUUGGGACACCCACAAAGCCAGAAGCAAGUCGGAGCCUGCCAGACCACCUGUGCCAUGGAUUCUAAGGUCAGCAAUGGUUCAGGCCUCCAGGAUGAGCGCAUCACGAACUUGCUGGUGUUUGGCUUCCUCCAAAGCUACUCCGACUCUAAUUUCCACAAAGAGUUGGAGGUCCUGGGCCGGGAACUGCCCAUGCCAGCUCACCUGCAGGAGGAGCAAGACGAUGGGCUGCAGACAGACGGCAACCGCUGCGGCCACUUCCUGGCAAGUGAGGAGAGAGAUUCUCAGGGUCAAGAGGAAAUCAUUCAGGAUAUCGCCAGGCAGCUCGCCAAAAUAGGGGACGAUAUGGAUCGCAGCAUCCACCCAGGACUGGUGAAUAACCUGGCAACACAGUUCAUGAAUAGGAGACUGUCGGAAGAAGACAGAAGGCAGUGCCUCGCUACUGCGCUGGAGCGGGUCAUGCAGACUUACCCUACAGACAUGGAGGACGAGAAGACCAUGCUGAUACUGGCCAUGUUCUUGGCCAAAAAGGUGGCCGAUCACACACCAUCCUUGCUCCGUGAAGUCUUUCGCACAACAGUGAACUUUAUUAACCAGAACCUGUUCACCUACGUGAGGAACUUAGUCAGAAAUGAGAUGGACUGAGUGGACACCUCUGCCGAAGCAAGACUGGUUAAAACUUGAUAUGACAACAAAGCAGCUGCCUCCGGCCAAGAUGGAGCUAUAGCCAUUUAAACAAAGUUCUUAGAGAAGAUACUCAUGAGAUAAUAGCUAUUUAUUUCUAUUUUAAAGAUGUUUUAAGCUUGUGAUCCAUUUAGACAUCUUUACAUUAACAUACUUGAAUGGAAAUAUUGCACAUUGUUGAAUGAGUUUCAUACCAUCUUCUAAAUCCACUACACAUUGUGCAUUUAUCUCA